Molecule: messenger RNA, 2451 nt
Organism: Cyclopterus lumpus (lumpfish)
Lineage: Eukaryota; Metazoa; Chordata; Actinopteri; Perciformes; Cyclopteridae
Gene: dnai2b
Product: dynein, axonemal, intermediate chain 2b
Exons: 13
Coding region: 553-2367 (604 amino acids)
Biological process (GO): outer dynein arm assembly; cilium movement
Cellular component (GO): outer dynein arm
Molecular function (GO): dynein heavy chain binding; dynein light chain binding
Source: RefSeq, a predicted model, not a curated record
AUAUAUAUAUAUAUAUAUAUAUAUAUAUAUAUAUAUAUAUAUAUAUAUAUAUAUAUAUAUAAUUCAUUGAUAGUGUGAAGUAUUACCUUCGUUGUGGUGGAGCUGUUUUUCUGACCUGCAUGAUUCAAGCUGUUUGGUGGUUGUUUUUAUUUGUGUCUGUAAACUGUUUAACUGCACUAAAUAUUAAAGGUUCACAUUUCACCUGUCCUUUAUUUUAAUAAAGAACUUAGAAACCUGGAGAUCAGCUGCUGACUGGACUCUAACGUCCCCCAUGGGACCAGAUCUAGCCUCAGCCUCUAACCGUCCCCCUUCUGACAGCUCCUUCCAGCAGGAUCCUGCAUCAUGUCACACAGCUCAAAUCCUCUCGAACAUGACAAUGAGUUCCCUCCAGUCCCCAGAUCUCAGUCCAAUAGAGCACCUUUGAAAUAAGGUGGACCAUCAUGGGUCAGCUGCUGAUGCCCUCAUGUCAUUAUGGACCAACAUCUCUGAGAAGAGGCAAAAGGGGGUCCAACCCGGAAGUAGACAGGUACCUAAUAAAGUGCUAACCCUGGAAUGGAGAUCGUCCAUGUGUACACAAAGCUCCGCCUUGAGUUUGGCCGGCAGUGUCUCUUUUCCGACCGCCCUGCAGAGCUGCUGGUAGACGUUCCUACAGACCAGAGUCUGGCUCCACAAUUCAUCCAGAAAACUCACCGAGACCAGGGCCUGCAGGCCUGCCGGGACAUGUCGGAGCACCAGGUGAACACAGAGCGCUUUGAGUCUGACAGCUGUGGUCUAAACCACGAGGAGGGGGGGUGGCCCAAAGACGUGAACCCUCAGGAAAUUGAACAGACCAUCCGCUUCAGGAAGAAAGUGGAGAAAGACGAGAGCUACAUCAACAGCAUCCUGCAGCUGGGCAGCGUCAUGGAGAAUUGCAUCAGACAGAACAAUGCCGUGGACAUCUACCAGGAAUACUUGAAGGACGAGGAGGAGGUGGAGGAACUUCAGGAGCCGCCAUCUGCCAAGACUAUCAACGUCUUCAGAGAUCCUAACAAGGUGAAGCGUACCGUCACCGGUCUGUCGUGGCACCCUGACGGUGGCAGGAAGCUGGCGGCCGCCUACUCGUGCCUUGAGUUCCAGAAAGCCUCCAAAGACAUGAGCCUGGACUCCUACAUCUGGGACAUCGAGAACCCUAACAGACCGGAGAUGACUCUGAAGCCGGUGUCUCCACUCGUCUGUCUGGAAUACAACCCCAAAGACUGCCACACUCUGGUGGGAGGCAGCUACAACGGACAGAUUGCAUACUGGGACACUCGGAAAGGCAGCCAGCCAGUGGAGAUUUCCUCUGUGGAGCACAGUCACAGAGACCCGGUCUACAAGAUCAUCUGGCUGCAGUCCAAGACUGGGACAGACAUCUUCUCUGCAUCUACUGAUGGACAGGUUCUGUGGUGGGACGUUCGCAAGUUGACCGAGCCCACAGAGCGUCUGGUUCUGGACCCGAGCAGGGAGGGAAACCUGGACCGAGCUUUAGGAGCCAUCUCUCUGGAUUUUGAGUCUACCAUGCCCACUAAGUUCAUGGUGGGGACAGAACAGGGGGUCGUCGUGUCCUGCAACAGGAAGGCAAAGACUCCGGCAGAGAAGAUUGUCUGUACGUACAAUGGACACCAGGGACCCGUCUACGCUCUGCAGAGGAACCCGUUCUUCCCUAAGAACUUCCUCACCGUGGGGGACUGGACCGCCCGCAUCUGGUCUGAGGACAUCAAGGACUCGUCCAUAUUGUGGACCAAAUAUCAGAUGUCGUAUCUGACGGACGCCUGCUGGAGUCCUGUCCGUCCCUCUGUCUUCUUCACUGUGAAGAUGGAUGGCAUGUUGGAUGUCUGGGACAUCUUGUUUAAACAGAACGACCCCACGCUGAGUCUCAAGGUGUGUGACGAGGCCCUGUACAGCCUCCGGCUGCAGGACAACGGACGGCUGGUGGCGUGCGGCUCUCAGCAGGGCAGAGCCUCGCUGCUGGAGGUCUGCUCCGGACUGUCCACCCUCCAGAAGAACGAGAAGAGUCUGCUGGCUGCGAUGUUUGAGCGAGAGACGAAGCGAGAAAAGAUCCUGGAGGCCCGGCAGAGAGAGAUCCGUCUCAAGGAGAGGAGCCGUUCCGAGCAAAGUCGGGACGAGGACGGGGGACGGGAGGACGGAGACCAGAGUCCACAUCAGCUGAUAGCCAGAGCCGAGGACGACUUCUACGUGGUCACGGAGACGGAGAUGAAGAGGAGGCGGGAGAAGGUGGACCAGACAGCCGGAGCCAGAACCAGCUCCGAAUCAGUGGACCAUGACCAUGGCCAGACUCAGGGCCAGUACCAGGGCCUUUCUUCAGACCGGAGUACUGAUGAGCUCUGAAGUUGUCCUAUUCUUUAAUUAAUAAAACAGAUGUGGAUUGAAGCAGAAUAUUUUCUUUGAUAAAAACAUGUUUUAAAGUCUGAA